Cyclocybe aegerita is the source of this 2739-nucleotide messenger RNA. Lineage: Eukaryota; Fungi; Basidiomycota; Agaricomycetes; Agaricales; Hemipholiotaceae. The record is from the annotation of a GenBank genome assembly.
AUGGUCAAGGGCUCCCAGCUGUCCCAGCUAAAGGCUGCUCUCUCAAAUUCUGGAAUUACAGGCUCUGGUCACAGCAAGAAGAGGAAACGCGCUGCACCACUAGAAAAGGACAAGGAGAAAAGAGCAGCGAAACUCGAAGAGAUCCAUCGACGGCUCAACCCUUUCGACGUCAAGGUCACGAAAUUGAAACAUGAUGUUGGUGGACGGAGGCUGAAAGGCAUAACUGGGAAGCCUGCUCAAAGCAAGCAAGCGGGCAUCGAGCAGCGAAAGAAAUCUCUAUUAAAGGAGUGGGAAGAGAAGGAUCGUGCCGGCGGAAUUGUCGACAAACGAUUUGGUGAAAAUGAUCCUACUAUGAGCCUGGAAGACCGUAUGUUAGAGCGAUUCACGAAGGAAAGGCAGCGCGCGUCCAAAGGAACCACCUUCAACCUCGAGGAUGAAGACGAUCUGACUCAUUACGGCCAGAGUCUAUCUAAGCUCGACGAUUUCGACAACGCUGGACUCGGAUUGGGCAGCGACGAAGAGGGAGAAACUUCAGGACAAAUUGGACGAGAUCUUGUCAGCAAAACUCAUUUUGGUGGGUUUGGAGACGAAGACGUGGAUGAAGACGAGGAAGAAGGGCCUGCCCGCAAGAAGUCGAAAGCUGAAGUUAUGGCCGAGGUCGUUGCAAAGAGCAAGGAACAUAAGAUGCUUCGCCAACUUGAACGCGAUCGAAAUGAUAAUGUGCGGCAUGAACUCGACGACCAAUUUGCUACUCUGCGGGAAUUGAUUUAUGCCCCCGACCCCUCGUCAAGUGGCAGUAACUCAAUACCUCUGGGUGUACGCGAACCAGCCGUAGGAUCACCGUCCGAAGAUGCGACAGAUUCCGUCGUCGCGAAACUGUUGCCCGAAGGCGACGAAUAUGAUCAACACGUCCGGGAACUGGCGUUCGAUAAACGUUCAAAACCGAAAGACAGAACAAAGACAGAAGAAGAGCUCGCAUUGGAGGCGAAGGAGACACUAGAAAAGGCCGAACGGAAACGGAGACGACGCAUGCUAGGUUUGGAUGGGAGUGAUAGUGAAGGUGAGACGGGCAAGCCGCGAGGCAAACGGAAACGAGGAGCAGACGACUUGGAGGAUGACUUUAAUGGCGAGCUGGGCGAGUAUGAUGGCCUGGAGCUUGGUGCAGGGUUGGAAGAGAAGGUUGAAGAUUCAGGAGAAGGGGAUGAGGAGGGUUCAAAUGAGGAUGAAGAGAAUCCAGAUGAAGGACCUGAGGAAGACGAAGACGGCGGGGAGAGCGGAGAUGAGGAAUCGGAUGAUUCGGAACGCGAAGAGGGAGAACACGAACAACUCGUUGCUACAUUCAAAGCCUCAAAGGGCAAGUCUCAAGGCAAGAAACUGGCCAAGCAAGAGCUCCCCUUCACAUUUCCUUGCCCCGAGACCCACGAGGAGUUUCUGGACAUCGUGGAAAACGUGGACGAUGAAGACGUGCCAACAGUUGUUCAACGAAUACGUGCGCUCCACCACACAAGCUUGGCUGCCGACAAUAAAUUCAAACUUCAAAAUCUGGUAACCGUGCUCAUCGACCACAUCCUCUAUAUAUCAUCUCCCCCUACUCCUCGCUAUAGUCUUAUUUCCUCACUAUUCCCCCAUCUCCUUGCAAUCACUCGCGCAUAUCCAAUACCAGCGGCACAACAUUUUAACGAAAAACUCUUGCUGAUGCACAAGAACCUGAAGCGUGGUAUCUCGCGAGGCUCUCUGUCACCAGAGACGAAAACAUGGCCUGGAUCCUCCGAGCUAUCCCUGUUCCGUGUAAUUGGUCUCAUUUGGCCGACAAGUGAUCUCAAUCAUGCAGUUGUUUCUCCAACGCGAAUCCUAUUAGGCGCCUAUCUCAGCCUAUGUCGUGUCAGAUCGUUGCAGGAUAUAGCCUGCGGUCUAUUCGUGUCCACUCUUUUCCUUCAAUACGAGACGCUGUCGAAACGGCUGGUCCCAGAAGCGAUCAACUUUCUAGUGAAUGCCGUUCUGCAUCUCGCUCCGCAUGGAUACGAAGAUGUAGCCUCAAUACCAGGCUCAUUCCCAUCGCCCGACUUCAAAUCGGAACUUUGUCGCCCGCUUUCAAUGAAGGCUAAGGCGAUAAAAUACCUUGUUUCUCGGAAGGCCGAGCUAUCUUCCCUCAUGAACGCGGAUGACGAUGACGAACAGGCCAAAGCCGACCUUCUUUCGCUUUCUUUUGACCUUCUCGGCCUAUACGCUGAUUUGUACAAGGGGAUCGAGGGAUUUAUUGAACUGUAUGAACCUAUACUAGCAAUCUUGGAUGCCAUCGAAACCAAAUAUCUUCUCGAGCAACACAAUACUCGAUUGUCCAAGCUGACAGACUCUCUUCGCCGUUUGCUGAAGUUCUUUCACCAGGCACGCAAGCCCCUCCUUCUCCAAGCACAUAAGCCCAUCCCUAUCCCCACAUAUAUACCGAAGUUCGAGACUUCUAACUCGAGUUAUCUACGCCGGCAAGACCCCGACCACGAGAAGAACCAGACCGCGAAACUGCGGAAUCAGUACAAGCAAGAGAAGAAGGGUGCCAUCAGAGAACUUCGGAAGGACGCGCGGUUCCUGGCGAGUGUGGAGCAGAAGAAACAGGUUGAGAAGGAUCGGGCGUAUAAUGAGCGCAUGCGGAGGGUAUUCGGGUCCAUUGAAGGCGAGAGGGCGGAGGAAAAAGCAAUGGAAAGAGAAAAGUCUAAGGAGAAGAGAAGGGCAGGUCGAAAAUAG